This is a messenger RNA of Bursaphelenchus xylophilus (pine wood nematode), 18953 nucleotides long. The record is from the annotation of a GenBank genome assembly. Lineage: Eukaryota; Metazoa; Nematoda; Chromadorea; Rhabditida; Aphelenchoididae.
AUGGUGCUGAAGGUAAUGUAUGUGAUCGAGCUGCUGGAUGCUGAUGAUGGAGGGAUUGAACUGGUCGAUCCAGCAUGGAGUGAGUUCUCUAAUUUAUGCAAAUUUCAGCGAGUGAGAAGGGAUCCGAGACCUUAACGGGCGCCGAUUUUGAUGUGAAUAUCAGCGAUGCCCACUCGGAGUUCAGCGAGUAUUCGACGAUCAGUCGGAAGUCGACUUCAGCCAUCGGUCCGGCCCUAAUUUCUGCUUUUAUUUUGCUCAUUUGCAUAAAUUUUUGAAAUCUUUUGUAUUUUUAGGUCCGGAAGAGGGUCCGCCGAGAAAAAAAAUCAAAUCCCCUCCGGCAAUUUCACCCACCGGCUCCUCUACCAGUCUUUACAGUGGUGGAUCCAGCAUUGAUUGGAGUAAGUAAAAUAAAAAAUCUUCGAAUCAUUUUUUUGCUUGGUUUAGCGACAACAGGAACGACCCUGGAUAUGCAGGGAACUCGAGUUACACGAACUCAAUACGGAUUCCGGACACUUCAGGAAUCCUCAGCCAAAAUGUGUUUAAAAGUGACAGGAUAUCCAUUACCAGAGAUUACUUGGUAAGUCUUAUUCUGUACUAAAUGAUGAUGUACUUGCAGGUAUAAGGAUGAUGUUCUCUUGAAAGAAGACGAACGACGAACAUUCUACGCCGAUGAUGAUGGAUUCUUCGCAAUGACUAUCGACCCAGUACAAGUCCGUUUUACAUUUUGAGCAUUUUUUGAUCGUAAUCAAAGUGUAUCCCUAAUUUUUCUAGGCCACAGAUACUGGUCGGUACACUUGCGUUGCAACCAACGAAUACGGGCAAGCCUCGACUUCAGCCUUCUUCAAAGUGCUGAAAGUGGAGAAAGAAGCAGCCCCUCCGGCAUUUACAAACUCCUUGCGUGAUCAGGAGUGUAAAGAAGGAGAGGUGGUCAACUUCGAGUGUGAAGUGGAAGGAUGGCCAGAACCAGAACUGGUGUGGUUGGUGGAUGAACAACCCCUCAGGCCAUCCCACGACUUCAGAUUACAAUACGAUGGCCAGAAGGCAUCUUUGGAGAUUAGGGAUGCUCAGCCGGAUGAUACCGGCAUCUAUGCUGUUAGGAUUACAAAUGAAUUCGGGACCAAAGAGACCAAUGCAAAGCUGGUCGUUCAGCCAGAUCCGGAUAAAAAUCAUGUCGCUCCGGAAUUCCAGGUAAGCAAGGCAGAUGAAUCGAUACUGUAUAACAGUAGUUGAGGCCAAUUAGACGCCCUUUAACUUUAAUCUUCAAUUUGAUUUUAUCAUAGAUUUUGUAUAUUAGGCAGUCACAGAAGACGUGGAAUGUGACGAAGGCGAUACGGUCAAGUUCAAGGCCGUAAUUACGGGUGAUCCGGAGCCAGACAUUGUCUGGUAUGUGAACGGCCAUCCCCUGACCCCAUCCGAGAAAAUAAAAUUCAUAUCAGAAGACGGAAUCUGCAUCGUCACCAUCAAGGACGUGUCCCGUCAUUUCGAUGGAACCAUCACUUGCGAGGUAAUUAUUUUAUGUCAAGUAUCAUAUAACAGAUGAACGCACUUCAAAUGUCAGCACAAUGCUUUUAAGUAACAUAUGAGGGUUUUAUUUACUACGAAUUAUCAGUUAUUUUAAUACCUUUUUCUAAUUUUAUUUCCUCCGAAAGCCCCUCUGAACUGGGAUCAUGAACAAAAACAGGUGUGUCCUCAGAGGAAAGUUUAAAAAGAAUGCCAUUUGCACUCUCCGCCACCGCCUACGCAUUCUUUCGAGUCCAGUCAGCUUUAGUGCCAAAAUAAUUGAUAAAGAAGAAUGAUAAGGGAAUGGAAGAAAUUUGCAUAAUUAAAUUAUAUUUGCAUAAUUAAAAAAACGAAAAAAAAUCUCGUAGAAAUUGCUCUUACAGUUGAACUCCAUUUCAGGGCAAAAACAGAUUGGGAACAACAACCUGUGAUGCGCGACUCAAGGUCCGGGUACCCCCUCUUCCUCCACAAUUCGACAGGCCCCUCGAGGACAGAAUUGUCACCGAGAAAUCAGCCGUCAUGUUCGAGGUUGAUGUCAGCGGUUACCCUGAUCCAAAAGUUGAAUUCUUCUUGAAAGGAAAGAAAUUGGAAGACGGAAUUAAUGGAGUCUCUAUCCAACAAAGAGACAACUACUACAAGGUGACCAUUCAGAACUGUUCUUUGAAUGAACAUGAUGGUGAGAUCUUGGCCAGAGCCAUCAACGAACAUGGCCAAGCUGAGAGCAGAGCCAGAUUGGUGGUAGAGCCAGAAGAAGAGGACUCAAGGAGUGCCCCAACCUUCCUCAAGGACAUCGAAGAUCAGACUGUAAAGAUGGGAGAGAAGGCUACUUUUACAACAUGUGUAAAAGGAAGUCCCAAUCCAACUGUCAGUUGGUAUAUCAAUGGAACCAAGCUUGAACCAGACGAAUUCACAAAGAUCGAAGCCAAUGGAAGUGACCACAAAUUGGUGGUCGACUCCACGAAAUACGCCGGUACUGUGCUCUGCAGGCAAGGUUUAAUUUUUUUUUAUUUAGCCAUCACAUUUUAGAGCUGAGAAUCAAAUCGGCCGCUUCGAAACCAAGGCCAGAUUGAUUGUUUUGCCUUUGGAAAAGAAGAAAAAAUCUCCAGAAUUCACUCAACCAUUGAAAGAUGUUACCGAACUCGAAGGAAACACGGCUGUGUUCGAAGUCACCGUCGACGCUGAACCUAAGGCCACAUUAACAUGGAAAGUUAACGGAAACACCGUCACAGAAAACGAUAAAUUCAAAUUCCGAGAGUUCAAUGGAAGCUCCAAAUUAGAAAUCCACAAAAUUGAUCUCAAAGAUAUUGGCACCGUCACUUGUACGGCCACCAAUUCUGAAGGCGAGGCCACUUGUCAGGCCAAGUUGAAUGUCACCAGACAUGAACAGAAGCCCAUUCUCAAGAAGAAACCGAAUAAUGCAACAGUCCCCAUUGGCCAAAAAGUCGUUUUCGAAGCUCAAGCUGACGCUGUGCCGGCAGCUGAAUUCACGUGGUACAUUGAUGGAAAGAAAGUUUGGAAUUCGACGCAGGGAACUUCCAUCGAGACAGAUACCCAGUCUGGAACAACCAAGCUCGUAAUCGACACCAACAUCCUUCCAAAUCCAGCUACAAUUGUCAUCGUCGCUGAGAAUAAAUUAGGCACCGAUGAAGGAAUGGCUCAACUCUUUACAACACAAGCAGCUCAAGAAGAUUAUCAAAAACUCGAACACGAAAAGCUCAAGGAACACGCCGAAUUUAACGUCCAUUCAGAAUCCGCAGAACCCUCCACUACCAUUUCUCAUGAGAAACUUCAAGAAGGAGGGCGUCAAGUCAUCUCUUUCGAAGCCGAAGAAGAACCUUAUCGUCGAGAAUCUGUUGAGAGAUUCGAAGAGCAUGCUCAUUCGAAUGUUCAGGGACUUCAAGAAGUUGGUGGAUUCAAUCAAUUGGAUAACAUUUCUCAACAAUUGAUUAUGCAGAAGGAACUCUUCAACCAAAGGGUUCAGCGAGGCCAUCAAGCUCAAUUCCAAACAGUCGUUGAGAACGCAAACAAUGUCAGAUGGUGGAUGGGAGACCAACUUCUGGGACAGACAUCCCCUGGAGUCAGAUUCUCCGAAGGCCCGGCCAAUGAGCACAUUCUGAUUGUAGAGUCAGCUCAAUCUUCAACGACUAUUAAGUUCGAGGCUGGUUCUGGAGAUAACCAAGUCCAGAGUCUUGCCAGACUAGACGUCGCCGAUCGGCCAACCUUCACCCAAGGUGGUCUUAACCCAGUAGUUAAAGUUGAAGAAGGCCAACCUGUGGUAUUGAAUGUUAAAUUCACUGAGGAAGCCAAGGUCAACUGGAGCUACAACGACAGACCCAUCGGCGAAGCUCUGCCUGGCGCUCAAGUCACCACCCAAGACGGGGAAUCCAUUUUGAGAAUCCCAGAAGCCAAGCCUGACAUGAAUAAUGCCAUCCUGGGAGUCUCGGCUGAAAAUGAAUUCGGAAAAGCUUCGGAGGAAACAAGAUUGGUGGUCGAUAAGAAAGGAGAACCUCCAAAGAUCACCAAAGGUCCUCCAAACAAAUCAGUCCAUGAACACGAAGUUGUUCUCUUCUCAGCUGAAGUUAGUCAAGUUCAACCAAUUCCAACUGUUGAAUGGAGAGUCAACGGAGAACUUGUUACUCCAUCACAUCCAACCUUUGCUCUCAGUCAAGUUGGAAAUCAAUAUAUGUUGAGAGUAAAUGACGCUGCCAUCAGUCACAGUGGAAACGUUACAGUAACCGCAAAGAACUCGGCUGGUGAAGACAGUGCCCAAUCGACGUUUGAGGUGAAGAAGAAGCCCAAGCCGGUACCCUCAUUCAAACAGGGAAUCCCUGGAGAAUUGAAUGCCAAAGAAGGAGAGCCUCUUAAAGUUACAGUAUCCGCGCCCAAUGCCGAUCAAAUAAAUUGGUCAUUGAACGGAGAACCUCUUAAAGAUGGUCAAAAUGGAGUGCAGAUUACUCAGAAUGGGCCCGAAUCUUCCUUGCACAUCCCAUCCGUCUCUAAAGAUCAUGCCGGCAAACUGGGAGUGGAAGCCGUUAAUGAGAGUGGAAAAGAAAAUUCAGAUGGAAAUCUGAAAGUAACACCCAAAGGAUCACCUCCAAAGAUCGCCGAAUGGCCUCAGGGCGCUAAAGUCACCGAAAAAGAGACCGUUCAAUUCUCCUCAACUAUUCAAGGAGAACCAAAGCCAGAAGUUCAAUGGACUGUUAAUAACAAACCGGUUGCUACGUCUGAUGGAAAGUUUGUUCUAUCAGAAGACGGUAACAAAUAUACCCUUACCAUCAAGGAUACUGCGCUCGAAAAUGCUGGAGAGAUCCAAGUCCAGGCUAAGAAUCCACUCGGAUCUGAUAAGGCCGCCGCUUACCUUGAAGUUAAGCCAGCUCCGAAGCCACCAAUCUUCAAACAGAAAUUGAACGAUGCCAAUGUAGAUGAAGGAAAGCCAGCAACCUUCACAGUCACAUUAGAGAACCCGACACCAGAUACCAAGGUAACCUGGUCGUUGAAUGGAAAACCCUUACAAAAUGGACCGGAUGCACAGGCAAGUAUAAUGAGGCUUACAAUUAGUUUAACUUUGGACCAUAAUCAGCUUUAACUUUAGAUUAGUGACAAUGGAAAUGGAACUUACACCUUGGUCGUUCCAAAAGCCACCCCAGAUCUUGCUGGAAAAAUCGCAGUUAAGGCGGAGAAUCCGAUUGGAGCCAACGAAUCUGAUGCCAAUCUGAAUGUGAAGCCGGCCUUGAAACCUCCGAUCUUCAAACAAGGCCUUGGUGAUCAGAAUGUGGAUGAAGGAAAGCCGGCCCAAUUCACGGCCAUUCUUGAGAAUCCAACACCGGACACAAAGAUAACUUGGCUGCUGAAUGGGAGCCCGAUCCAGAAUGAACCAAAUGCUCAGGUAUCAUAACCCACUUUUAUUGAUAAGGCCAGAUGUUCUGGAAACCUUAGGAACUCGGGAAACGUCUAGUUCGGCCAGCUCUUGAGAUUUUCCCCUUAGAGUAUUCAAUUUAUAUUAUAAGACUAUUGAGAUCUGACACCUAGCUCUACUUCUAAAAUAUUUUUAUUUGAUGGUAUCUUUCUGUGGAAAUAAUAGCAAGGUCGGAAUGGUUUUCCUCGAGAGGAACCCCUCGUUGAGAGGAACCCCUCAUCGAGAGGAACCCCUCGUCGAGAGGAACCCCUCGCGAGGGGUUCCUCUCGAUUUUUCCGAAUAUGGAGGAAAUGUUGGAUAUAGAGGUAAUCGAUGACGGGAAUUUCAAAAAUGAUGUUAAUUUUUUCUGAUUUUUACUUUUUUUCUUAACUAGUAGUGUUAAAAAGUAAUUUUUGGAAUUUUUUCUAUAAAUACUCGAUUUAGGGGUUUUCGAGGGUGCUGAUUUCGAAAAUCAUGUUAGCUUUCCUGUUUAUAGUACUAUCUGGUACUAUGCAGUACGAGGUGAAAAUAUGGCUUUUGGCGUUAAUCGUGUUGUUUUGAUGCUUAGUACUCCUCAAAAACACGUUUUAAAUAAUUGGUACUGUUUAGUACUUUCUGGUACUAUGUAGCACAAGGUAAAAAUUUAGCCUUUAGGCGUUAGUGGUGUUGUUCUGUUGCUUAGCACUCCUAUUUUCACCUUGUACUACAUAGUACCAGACGGUACUAAACAGUACCAGUUAUUUAAAACGUGUUUUUGAGUACUAAGCAUCAAAACAACACCAUUAACGCCAAAAGCCAUAUUUUCACCUCGUACUGUAUAGUACCAGAUAGUACUAUAAAGAGGAAAGCUAACAUGAUUUUCGAAAUCGGCACCCUCGAAAACCCCUAUAUCCAGCAUUUUUAGAAAAAUUUCAAAAAGUUACUUUUUAACACUACUAGUUAAGAAAAAAAAUCAAAAUCAGAAAAAAUUAACAUCAUUUUUGAAAUCCCCGUCAUCGAUUACCUCUAUAUCCAACAUUUCCUACUCGGGGGUUCCUCUCAACGAGGGGUUCCUCUCGACGAGGGGUUCCUCUCAACGAGGGGUUCCUCUCAACAAGGGGUUCCUCUCGACGAGGGGUUCCUUUCGAUGGCAUUCGGUCGGAAUAAUAUAAAAAUGAUUAAGAUAUAUGCUAAUAUUUCAAUUUCAGGUGUCGGAUAAUGGAAACGGAACCUAUACUUUGAACAUUCCUAGUGCCAGCCCUGAUCGCAGUGGUAAGAUCUCGAUCAAGGCCGAGAAUCCAGCUGGAUCCAACGAUUCCAAUGCUAAUCUGAAUGUAAAACCAGCUCUAAAGGCACCCAUCUUCAAACAAGGGCUUAAUGAUGCAAAUGUUGAUGAAGGAAAACCAGUUACUUUUACUGUUACCUUAGAGAAUCCAACCCCAGAUACAAAACUCACUUGGUUCCUGAAUGGAAAACCAGUCCAAGCCGGGCCUAAUGCUCAAGUAAGUAGCAAUAAACUAGUGAUAUCAUUAUGAUAAAAAUACGACUAAUUUUUGUUGCAGAUCGCUGACAACGGUAAUGGAACAUAUACCUUGACCAUUCCCAACGCCACUCCUGAUCUUUCUGGAAAGGUCAGCGUUAAGGCCGAGAAUCCAGCUGGAUCUAACGAAUCAAAUGCAAAUCUGAACGUGAAACCAGCCCUUAAACCACCUCAAUUCAAAGCAAAACUAUCGGAUAAAUCAGUCAACGAAGGCCAACCCAUCAGAUAUGACGUGGAGAUCGAGAACCCAACUCCAGACACCAAAUUGACUUGGCUUUUAAAUGGAAAACCUUUAGAGAAUGGUGACAAAUGCCAGGUAAGAAAAACAACAAAUACUUAUACUUUUAAUCUAGAUUGUCGAUCAUGGAGAUGGAACCCAUCAUUUGACUCUAUCCCAUGCCACUCCAGAUAUGACUGGUCAAUUGACUGUUAAGGCUGAAAACCCAGCCGGAUCUAGCGAUUCUUCAGCCAAAUUGGAAGUCAAGGCGGCUGGAGAUAAACCCAAAUUCAGCAAGGUCCCUCAAGAUGCUGAGACCGAAGAAGAAAACUCGGUUAAGUUCAGCGCUUAUGUCAGUGGAAAACCAAGCCCUAAAGUGACGUGGUAUCUGAAUGGAGAAGAGGUCAAACACAGUGAUGCGAUCAGGGUAAAGCAUGACCCUGAGAGUGGAAAAACCUCUAUCAGAAUAUUCAAACCCGUCAUUCCUCAGGUAAUAACAUAAAUAUAAUACAUCAGCUUUCGUAGUACUGAGCAAUGUUUUAAAAAUUUUAGAGUGGAGUUGUCAAAGUUGUCGCUGAGAAUGAACAUGGAAAGAUCGAAGCUCAGGCCAAUCUUAAGGUGGUCAAGAAACUCGAGAUUCCAGAGUUCAUGACUGACAUGACCGAUCGUCAAAUCAAUGAAGGCGAGAGUGCUAAGUUCACAACCAAGAUCAAAGGAUAUCCUGAGCCAGAAAUCUCAUGGACUCUUGAUGGAAAACCGAUCACAGCCACAAAUAUCAAGAUUUCCGCCUCCGGCGAUGUCCAUACCCUCGAGAUCACUGAUGCCGAGAUCUCACAGACUGGCGAAGUCUCUUGUUCUGCUACCAACAGCAAAGGAACGAAGAAACAGAAUGCUCAACUGAUCGUUAAGGAGGUUGGAAGAGCCCCACUGUUCAUCAGAAACCUCGAAGAUAAGAUGGUUGAUGAGAGAGAAACAGUGGUUAUGUUGGCCGAACUCGACCCUAAAGUCAAACCAAAACCAUCUGUCAGCUGGUUUAAGGAUGGACAACCAUUGGAAUCAGAUGAACAUAUCAAGGUCGAGGUGAAGGAUAAUCAAUGCAAGUUGAUGAUCCUCCAAGCUCAACUCAAUGACAAAUGCCGUAUCACCAUCAAGGCUGAUAAUGUCUUUGGAACUGCAGAGACAGCCGCCAGCAUCGCCGUCCAGAGGAAGCAAAUGCAGACCAAGCCACAAUUUCUCUCAGAACUUCAGCCUUUGACUAUCCAGGAAGGAGACAGUCUCCAGACGAGCAUUCUGAUAAGUGGAAACCCCACUCCAAUUGCAAAGUGGUAUAUCAACGAUCAAUUGGUUUGUCAGACUGAGGAUACGGAGAUCAAGAAUGAGAAUGGAGUAUACUCUCUUGUUAUUCAUGGGUGCACUACUGACAUGACUGGUAAAAUCAAGUGCACUGCGGUAAACAGAAUGGGAGAAGUCAGUACGGAAGGAACGCUGAAUGUAAUAGCUCCCAUCCCCGUUGAAUUCGAGACCUCCUUGUGCGAUGCCACAUGCCGCGAAGGGGAUACUCUCAAGUUGAAAGCCGUCCUUGUUGGAGAACCCAUGCCCGAUGUCACUUGGUAUGUCAAUGGAAAGAAGUUGGUCGAAUCGCAGAACAUCAAGAUUCAUGCCGAAAAGGGAACUUACACAGUUACAAUUAAGGAUAUUACUAUGGACUACUCAGGCAAAGUACUUUGUGAAGCCGUCAACGAAUUCGGCAAAGCCUCAUCUGAAGCCAUGCUUAAAGUAUUGCCUCGAGGAGAACCCCCAGAUUUUCUGGAAUGGCUCUCCAAUGUCAGAGCUCGGGCAGGAAGCAAAGUGGAACACAAAGUUGUCUUCACUGGAGACCCGAAACCAAACCUAUAUUGGUACAUCAACAAUAAGGAGGUCAAGGAUGGCGUUGAUGGAAUCACUAUCAAAACAACCGACAACACUUCCAUCCUGACCAUCAACAGUUUCCGCCCCGAAGCCCAUGUUGGAGAGAUCAUCUGUAAGGCCGAGAACGACGCAGGAGAAGUCUCUUGCACUGCCAAUAUGAUAUUGUACACCUCUGAUAUGGUUUCCGAAUCAGAGUCGGACGCUUUCGGCGAGGAUCGUCUGGAAGACUUCAGAGAAGAUACUCGAGAAGAACUUACUCGAACCCCCACUCCAGUCAUGGCUCCCUCAUUCAUCACGAAGAUCAAGGACACUACCGCCAAGAAGGGACAUCAAGCCAUCUUUGAGUGUGUGGUACCUGAUACCAAGGGAGUAUGUUGUAAAUGGCUGAAGGAUGGAAAAGAGAUCGAACUGAUUGCUAGAAUCAGAGUUCAGACUAGAACAAUAGAUGGUCACAUUGCCAAUGAACUCAUCAUUGAUGAUGUGCAACCAGAAGAUGCGGGGAAAUACACUGUUGUUGUGGAGAACACUGCAGGCAAGGAUCAAUGCGAGGCUACCUUGACUGUUAUCGGUAAGAUCUUAGAAAAUAAAAAAAUUGCGCAUGAAGAUUCGAUUAACCAAUCAAAAUUGCAGAUGCCCUAGAAAAGAAAGCUCCUGAAAGCAAAGCUCCAGAAUUCACUCUCAAACUCCAGGACAAAUCUGUUUCGCUCAAGGAGAAGGUUGUGUUGGAAUGCCGCGUAACUGGGGUCCCCGAGCCAACUAUUGCCUGGUUCAAGGAUGGUAAACCUGUUGCACAAUCCAAUGAGCCAAUCAAAGUGGAAGGCAAACCCGAUGGAACUCAAAUCCUCAUCCUCGAUCAAGCUCAAGUCUCGAGUCAAGGAGAAUAUAAAUGUGUCGCCAAGAACGAAGCCGGCGAAGCAAAAACAGAAGCUACAAUCAAGGUUCAAGGUAAGAAUCAGUUCGCACAAAAGUUUUCACUUUUUGUGUGCAAGUUUUUGUGAUAUUUUCGCAGUUAAACAAAAUGUCAAGAUCGAUUCAUUGAUUUUUACAUUUUGUUAAUUUUUCACUUGCAUUUUUUAUUACAUUUUCGUAUUUUUCCCGUUUUUCACAUUCCCCACCCACAAUGCACAUGUUUCAGCACUACCCCCACAAUUCACCAAGCCUUUAUCCGAUAAGGAAAUCAACAUCGGAGAUGCCAUCAUCCUCGAAUGUAGUGUUACCGGAACUCCUCAGCCGACCGUUGAGUUCUAUUCGGUGGUUGAUAAUGUCCGUCUUCAAAGCGGAACUCGUGUAGCUGUUCAACAUGAUGCCUCCAAUACUCACUGGAGAUUAGUGAUUAAGGAGACGAAGGAGAACGACCUCCGAAAAUACAAAGCUGUGGCGAAGAAUGAGGCUGGGGAAGUGGCUUGCGAAUGUGUAGUCAGAGCUGCCGGUCCGAAGAUCGAGAAGCCGAAGAUCACUGAUGGUCUGAAGAAUAAGAAGAUAAAACAAGGAGAGACCACCGAAAUGGGAGUUAAAGUUGCCGUCAAUCCGGAAGUCCAACCAGAAGUCGAAUGGUUCAAAGACGGAAAGAAGAUCGAACCCGAGGCUGAUCAUGUCAAGAUCCUUGCCAAUCACGCAACAGGAGAAUAUGUUCUCAAGGUUGUGGAUGCUCGGGCUGAGGAUGAAGGUCAAUACACUGUCAAGGUGUCCAACAAAGCCGGGUCUGAUCAAUCCGAAGCCAAGAUGGCAGUGGAGAAAGAAGAGUUCGUUGCUCCUGAAUUCGUUCAACCUCUUGAGAAUGUGGAUGUCGCUGAACAUGAAACAGCUGAACUCAAGGUUCAAGUCACAGGAAAACCUGAACCUCAAGUCACCUGGCUCAAGGAUAACACACCUAUUAACAUUGAUAAUCAGCAUUUGAUCAAGAGGGAUGGAGCCCAAGGGGAGCAUUCUCUUACCAUAAAGGAUGCCAGACUCGAAGAUGCUGGUAAAUAUUCUUGCCAAGCUGUUAACAAAGCUGGUCAAGCUGAGACAACUGCUAACUUCGGUGUUCAAGAAGAAGUUGAGGCUCCUAAAUUCGUCGAAGGACUUAAACCUGUAGAAAUCAAAGAAGCCGAGACUGCCAAAUUCGAUGUUGUUGUUGCCGGAAAACCAGAGCCUCAAGUACAAUGGUUCAAGGAUGGGCAUCCAGUUCAGCUUGAUGGUACUCAUCUGAUCUCAAGUCAAUCAGCUGGUGGAAAACAUUCUCUGACCAUCAAGGAUGCCAGAAACGAAGAUGCCGGAGUUUACACAGCCAAGGCGGUUAAUAAAGCCGGAUCCGAUGAAUCCAAGGCAAAUCUCGGAGUCAUCGAAGACGUCGAAGCCCCAGAAUUCAUCAAACCCUUGGAGGAUUUGGAAGUGAAACCUGCAGAUUCUGUCAAACUUGAAGUCAAAGUGGUGGGCAAACCUGAACCAGAGAUUGCCUGGACUAAGGACGGAGUUCCCAUCAAUAUUGAUGAUAAACAUGUGAUCAGCAAGAAAGAAGCCGAUGGAAGUCACUCUCUGAUCAUCAAUGAAGCCACCAUCGAAGAUGCCGGAACUUACUCUUGCGAAGCUUCCAAUAAGGCUGGUCGAAAACAAAGUGUUGGUCAAUUGAAAUUCGGAAAGGAAGGAGAAGCCCAAGGACAAGGAGAAGAUGUCGCUCCCAUGUUCAUCGAACCGUUGAAACCACAAAAUUUGGAAGAAGGAAAACCAGCCGAACUGAUCUGCAAGGUGAACCCAGAAUCCAAACCGGAGAUUAAGUGGUUCAAAGAUGGACAACAGAUCCAGGCCAGUCCAAAUCUGGUAAUGGAGAAGUCCGAGGAUGGUACUAUCAAAUUGAAGAUCUUGAAUGCAUCUAGCAAGGAUGUUGGGGAAUAUCGAUGUGAAGCUGUAAACAAGGCAGGUCAAGACAAGACUAUUGGAGCUCUAAAAUACGCUCAAAUCUCGACCGUUGAAGGCGGAGAAGAAGAGGGAGGAUUCCUCGGAUUCGAGAAGGAAUUGCAAGAUCAGACAGUGGAGAAAGCCAAGGAGACUGUGUUGGAGUGUAAACUGGAUGAGAUCUCGGCUCAAACUCCAGAUCUUUCUGUGGAAUGGGCUAAGGAUGGAGCUCCAAUCAAGAAGGGUACUCCGGUUAGAGAUGCUGAUGGAACUCUGACAUUGAAGUUGGAGAACACAGAGGUCGACGAUUCUGGAAAAUAUCAGUGCACGAUUAAGACUAAAGAUUCUGAAGCUUUCACUUCGGCAAACCUCACAGUCACUGGUAAACUUAAUAUGUUUUCUCACUGUCUUUGUUACACUUUGGCACUGGAAGAAUUAAUUCUAAAGUAAAUCCUUAUUUUCAGAUGGCGGUGCCGUCGAUGGUCAAGGAAAGGGAGCUCCAGAAUUCGUGGAACUUUUAAAAUCUUGCACUGUCCCAGAAGAACAGCAGGCCGUCCUUACUUGUAAGGUGAAGGGAAGCCCCAGACCCACUAUUAAAUGGUAUAAGAAUGGUGCUGAGAUCAAGGAAUCCGAUGUUCUGAAGCUAGAAUACGCAGAAGAUGGUCGUAUUACUCUCACCAUCCCCAAAGCCAAGAUAGAUGACUCGGCCGAGUACAGAUGUUUGGCCGAGAAUGAUCACGGCACGGCCUGGACUGAGGGGCCAAUUGUGGUCACCUCCAAAGAUGCGGCCAAGAUUGAUGGAGAGGCACCCGAUUUUGUUCAACCAAUCAAACCAGUCAAUGUGGAGGUUGGAAAGGAUGCCGUCUUUGUUGGAAAAGUAUCAGGAAAACCAUUCCCGGAGAUCAAAUGGUAUCAAGGAAAGAAGGAGAUCACUGCAGCUGAUGCUAAGUUCAAGAUUGAGAGUGAAUCUGAUGGCACUCAGCGUCUUAUUGUCAAGAACUGCAAGCUGGAAGAUGCCGGAGAAUUCAGAUGCGCCGCUUCUAAUCAAUAUGGUGAUGUAUGGGCGGAUACCACUUUGACUGUGACCAGUAAGUUAUACUUAUAUUAAAUUUUUUUGGUAAGAUAUGUAUAUGAUUUAACGCAUUUUUCAGCUCCAAAGGCCAAGGCCCCCGAAUUCGAAAAGGAAUUGGAGGCUGUUGAUGCCAAACAAGGAGAAGAUGCUGUCUUUGAAUGCAAACUGGCUGACGAUGACAACAGUAAAGUCGAUUGGUAUAAGGGCAAUGAGAAGCUGGUUCCUUCGGCCAAUGUCAUCAUCGAGGCUCUGCCUAAUGGAGUCCAUCGUCUCAUCUUGAAGAACGUAUCCCCAGAUGAUCAAGGCAGUUACAGAGUCGAGGCUGUUAAUCCCUCUGGAUCCGCCUCUUCCAAAGCUCCGUUAAAUGUUCAACCAGCCAGCGAAUUCAAGCUGAAGAAGGGACUUCAAGAUCAGAGCCUGAAGAGAGGUCAAAAGCUCCAUCUCUCAGUGGAAGUUGAAGGGAAACCGACAACUGUCAAGUGGUAUAAGGACGAGCGAGAAAUCUCUGGAAGUAGUGAAUAUAUCUUUGAAAAAGUUACUGAUGAAGUAUACACUCUUACUGUCGAAAACAGCGAUUUAAGUAACACUGGAUCUUACAAGGUCUUCCUGACCAAUGGAGUCCAAUCAGUGGAAUCCAGCUGUAAGGUUACUGUAUCUGAAGCCACACAAGCACCGACCUUCAAGAAACCGUUAACUGACACUUCUGUUCCUAAAGUAAGUUAUUCAUAGAUUUGACCUGAGGCUUAUUGUUCAAUUUGUAAUAUGAUGUGCUUUCAGGGAUCUCCAAUCCGUCUUGAAGUUGAAGUUGAUGGAAAUCCCACUUCCGUCAAGUGGUUCAAGGAUGGAGAACCUGUUCCAGAUAACCUUGCUCAAGACCUUGGAAAUGGAAAAUACGCCCUCAACAUCCCUGAAGCCAAGGCCGAAGACUUUGGCCGUUACUCUGUACAAGUGGCCAACGAAUCUGGCCAAGCCUCCUCUGCUUGUAAUGUGACCGAAGAUAAGGGCAAAGAAAAAGGCGACGGAGAUGAUGGAGGAAAGAAACCGAAGAUUGUGGAAGGUCUCAUUCCUCAGACUGUCAAGGUCGGGGAACCGGCUCGAUUCCAAGUCAAGGUGGAAGGCCCUGUAAAGCAAGUUAAAUGGUACAAGAAUGGAAAGGAAUUGGGUCCAGAGAAGGCUAAGGAAGUUGCGCCAGGCGUGUAUGCUCUGGAGAUUCCAGAAGCCGAAGUGGAGGAUUCUGGAGACUUCAAGGUCGUGGUCUCCAACGACUUCGGAGAGGUUGAUUCCAAUGCCGCUUUGACUGUCAAGCUGCCUCCAAUCAAGAUUGUCAAAGGACUUGAAGAUCUCGAGGUUCCUAAAGGCACAGAAGCUGUUCUCUACGUGGAAACUGAUCGUCCCCCUAAGGCGAUCAAGUGGUAUAAGAAUGGAAAAGAAGUCUCUCCGAAUGAGAAACCACAGGCCUCAACUGUCAAGCCGAAUGGAUUCCAAUUGGUGAUCCCAGAUGCCGAUGAUGAAGAUGCCGGCACAUUCAAGGCAGUUGUUUAUAAUGACGAUGACGAACCAACGGAAACCUUCUGUGCUUUGACUGUAAAACUCCCACCCAAGACGAAAGAAAAGCCCAAAAUUGUGGAUGGUCUUGCUGACAAGCUUGUACCUGUUGGCAAAGAACUAGAGGCAACAAUCAAGGUUGGGAUUAGUGAACUUAAAUAUAGUUUCAAAUCAAAUAUAAAUUACAAUUCUUUGAUUUCAGACCUCUGGAAGCCCAACACAAAUCAAAUGGUACAAGAAUGGAUCAGAACUCUCCCCAUCUGCCAAUCUACUCAUCCAAAAGGUCGAUGAUAACACUUUCACUCUCCGAAUCCCCAAGGCGUCUUUGGACUCCACUGGAAAUUAUGAGGUUGUUGUGUCUAAUGACCUUGGAAGCGAUGAAUCUAAAGGAAAGUUCACUGUCGAAGAGCCCAUUACCUUCUUGAAACCUCUCAAAGAUCAAGAAGUCAUUGAAGGCGAGAGAGUUGAAUUCACUGUGGAGACAAACACGAAACCCCAUACCAUCAAAUGGUACCGCAACGGAAAAGAAAUCACUCCAGAUAAUCGCAUUGAACUGACUGAAGAUGGAAAUGUGAUCAGCUGUGUCCUCAAAUGGGCCCAGAGUUCCGAUCAAGGUCAAUUCAAGGUGGUUCUUACCAAUUCGGCUGGUCCAGCUGAGUCUGAGGCCAAGCUGACUGUCAAUAAGAAGCUCACUUUACCUCCGAAGAUCAUCAAAGACCUCGAGAAUGCUAUUGUGGCCAAAGGAGAUGCAAUAAUCUUCGAAGUCGUGGUUGAUGGUGAUGUUGCUGAUGUCAAGUGGCUCAAGGACGGAAAGAAUGUGACGAAUGAAAAUGGAUUCAAGCCCGAGAAAGUUGAUGACAAGACGUAUCGUCUAACCAUCCCUGUCUCCGAACUUGACCAUGCCGGAGAAUAUGAAGUCCAGUUGUCUAACGAUGGUGGAAAGGCGACUUCAACUGCUGCUGCUGAAGUUGAUGAGAUCCCCAAGAUCGUUAAAGGAUUGGUUCCUGGAAGUGUGGACGAAGGAGAUGAGCAUCUCUUCAGAGUUGAAGUAUCGGCUCCAGUAAGGGAAGUCAAAUGGUACAAGAAUGGCCAAGAACUCAUCGAUUCCCCAGAGGGUAAAUUGAAGAAGAUCAGUCCCAAGAAGUACGAACUCCUCAUUCCGAAGACUCUUGUGGCUGACGCUGGAGAUUACAAGGUUGUCCUCUCCAACAAGGCCGGCUCCUGUGAUUCCGAGGCCCCAUUGGCGGUGAAGAAACUCCAGACCGUCAAAUUGAUCAAACCACUUCAAGAUGUCACUCUCGAUGAAGGUCAGGAACUUGUUCUGUCUUGUCAGAUCGAGGGAGUUCCCAAGUCUGUCAAAUGGUACAAGAAUGGCCAGGAAGUCACACCCUCUGAGAAAUUACUGUUAUCUGCGAAUGACAAUGGAGAAUAUACCCUCAAAGUUCCGGCUGCUCUUCCUGGAGAUGGGGCUGCUUACAGGGUUGUGUUUGAGACAGAUAAAGGAGAUGUCCAAACUGGAUGUGUUGCUCAUGUCAGACCAAAGAAAGAGGAAGAAAAGAAAUCUCAGCCGACAUUUGUAUCUCCCCUUCAAGAUGUUACCAUUCCUGAGGGCGAGAUCCUGACUCUCAAAUGUCAAGUCAACGGCCAACCAACCCCAACUGUCAAGUGGUAUAGAAACGGCCAAGAACUUAUCCCAUCUGACAGAAUUGUUCAACGACUGGCUCUUGAUGGAACAGCUACUCUCAGAAUCAUGGAUGCCAAGAAGGAAGAGGCCGGAGACUUCAAGGUGAUCGCCACUAAUGAAGUUGGAACCGCUGAAAGUACUUGCGUAGUGAAGGUUCUGUCUGGAGAUGAACUCCCAUCAGCUCCUAAAUUCAUCAUCCCUCUGAAGGACACCAAAACUCCCAUUGGAGGAACUGCUGUCUUCAAUGUCAAGGUCAAAGGAUGUCCCAAGCCAGAGGUCACCUUUACUCUCAAUGGAUCUCCUGUACCUGUCGAUGGAAACAGAAUUAUCCUUGAGGAUCUGGCUGAUGGAAACUGGUCACUGACUAUCAAUGAUAUCACCGAUGCUGACUUUGGAACCCUCAAAUGCACGGCCACCAACGAGAAUGGAAAGGCCGAUUGUUCCGCCGUUUUUGGUCUGGAUGACAGCCAGAAGGGUGCCAAGGAAGAAGAAGGAUACCCACCCAAGUUCAACGUUCCUCUGUGGGAUCGCCGAGUCAUCGAUCGUCAGCCAACUUCCAUCGAAUGUCAUGUGGAUGCAAAGCCUCGGGCUGAAAUCACUUGGUUCAAAGAUGGAAAGGAACUCACUUCAGGCAAUGGAGUGGAGAUCGAGAACACCUUCGAUGGUGCAUGCAGAGUCAAGUUCGCCGAAUUCAAGGAGGAAAACUGUGGCCAGUACAAAUGCGUGGCCAAGAAUGAGUACGGAGUCGCUGAUACUAUCGCGCAUCUCAGCAUUGAAACCGAAGGAACGGAAGAGGUUGGAGAAGAAGAAGAAACUGCUCCACGAUUCAACCCCGGUCUCACCGACAAGAAGAUCGUCUCUGGAGAUAAUCUUGAACUGACUUGCAAGGUCCAAGGGGUACCGAAGCCAUCAAUUGUUUGGUAUAAGGAUGGUAUUCCACUUGCUGCAUCCGAUAUCAUCUCAAUUGAUUACGAUGAAGACACUGGAGAUUGUAGUCUGAAGAUCAAAGGCGCUACUGAUCAACAUCAAGGAGCAUACAGAUGCGUGGCCUCCAACAAGAACGGCACUACCAACACUGCUUGCUUAGUAACUGUGCAAUCCACCAAAGAAGAGAAGAAGAAGGAAGGGGCUGAACCAUUCUUCACAAAAGGUCUGGUCGACCAAUGGUUGGAUCGCGGAGAAACUGUUACUUUGCAUUGCGAGGUCACAGGAGAUCCAGCCCCCGAAAUCAAAUGGUAUCGAAAUGGAACUCUGCUCAAACCAAGCGAUAAGAUCUCUAUCGAAAAUACCCCUGAUGGCAAAUGCACUUGUACCGUCAAGGAUUGCAACAUGACUGAUGAAGGCGUAUAUCGUUGCGAAGCCGAGAAUGCCCAUGGAAAGGCCAAGACCCAAUGUAAUGCUCAUGUGGACAUGGAAUUGUCCAAGGCCGAGCCUCUGAAGGUCGAAGAAGGCCAACCGCCAAGAUUCAUCAUCCCUUUGGAAGAUGUUACUACUCUCAAAUCGUCGAAUGUAGCCCUGGAAUGCAAGGUGACUGGAGUCCCCAUGCCAUCAUGUAAAUGGACCAAAGACGGAGUCCCCUUAUUCGAUGAUCAUCACUUCGAAUGGGACAACAACCCAGCUGCCGGCACUUACCGGUUGCUCAUUAAGGACUUCAAUUCUCAUUACGAGGGAACCUAUCGAUGCGUGGCCACCAAUGAGUCUGGAUCAGCAACCACCAAGUCAUUCGUCAAGUUGGACGAUUCUGUUGGAGAUCGGAAGGAUGUAAGACCUCCUCAUAUCAGUGCCAAACUCUCCGAUGUCCGCGUCAAUGAAGGACAACCUCUCAACCUGGAAUGUCGUAUUGAUUCGGAUGUUCCUCCUGAAGUUACUUGGUACAAGGAUGGUGCUAAAGUUGUGCCCUCGGAUCGUGUCCGCCUUGAGCUCACCCCGGAAGGAUAUGCCCGUCUUAUUAUUCCCUCAGCCACCCUUGAUGACGAUGGAAUGUAUCGGAUUGUAGCCACAAAUGAAGCCGGCACUGCUCAUGACAAAUGCACUGCUACUGUGAAGAAGUCGUCUCGUCCAGCUGAUACCACACCCGGAUUGGAUGAUGGAUAUGAGACUGGAAAGGCACCCAAGGUUGUUAUCCCUCUGGAGACCAUCAGAGUCAACGAGAAGCAAGGAUUCACUCUCCGUUGUAAAUUCUCUGGAGCCCCUAAAUUGGCGAUAAAAUGGUUCAAGGAUGGAGAGCGUCUCUACUCUUACAGUCAUGCUCAGAUUACCGAGAAUGAAGAUGGUUCCACGGAAUUGGUCGUCCCAGAAUCCUCCAAAUCUGAUGCCGGCACCUACCGUUGUGUGGCCGAGAAUGAUUUUGGAAGCGCUCGAACUACUGGACAGGUUACUGUAACCGCCAAAAGUCGGCAACCCAGAAGUAUCAGCGAGCAGUUGAACAAGGGCAAGGCCCCUGGAUUCACGAUCCCCUUGACAAUCAAAAAGGCCAAACUCGGGGAUACUGUAACAUUCGAAUGUCUUCCUUAUGGAGAGCCUUUCCCCGGAAUCAAAUGGAUGAAAGAUGGAAUGGAAUUGUUGCCUAAGGACGGAAUCAAGAUCGAAGCGGCCGAAGAUGGAACUCAGCGGUUGAUCCUCGAGAAUGUGGAUAUGUUGAGUGAAGGAUACUAUAGAUGUGUGGCCACAAAUGAACAUGGAACGGCCAGCACUAAGGCUGAAUUGGUACUAAUCGGUGAGUAUCUUUAUUCAAUAUGA